This is a messenger RNA of Oncorhynchus keta (chum salmon), 1252 nucleotides long. RefSeq names its product glyoxalase domain-containing protein 4-like. The transcript is spliced from 9 exons. The record is from RefSeq and is a predicted model, not a curated record. The coding region runs from base 158 to 1036 and encodes 292 amino acids. Lineage: Eukaryota; Metazoa; Chordata; Actinopteri; Salmoniformes; Salmonidae.
AUCUGCGAUUGAGUUGCAAAUAAUUUUAAGUGUACGUAAAAUGUUGUCUUCCGUAGAAUCGAUACCAGAGCAAUCGAUUGCAAGGCUCCUCAAUGGACGUAAACAAACUGAGCGUGAUUUAUAAUCGUAUAGUACGUAGCAAACUCACCGGGUGAACAUGGCUUUGAGUCGAGCCUUGCAUUUUGUUUUCAAAGUGGGUGACAGAAGCAAAACGGCCACCUUUUACCGAGAUGUGCUCGGCAUGAAGAUUUUGCGUCACGAAGAGUUUGAAGAAGGAUGCAAGGCCACUUGUAAUGGCCCUUAUGAUGGAAAAUGGAGCAAGACAAUGGUCGGCUUUGGUCCAGAAGAUGAUCACUUUGCUGCUGAGCUGACCUACAAUUAUGGAGUGGGAGAAUAUCGCCUUGGCAAUGACUUCCUGUCUAGCCAGGCUGUCAGUAAUGCUAAGCGGCUUGGUUGGCCCCUCACUGAGGUUGGAAAGGCCCUCUAUCUGGCUGAGGCUCCAGGAGGUUAUCGCUUCUACCUGGUGGACAAAGAACAGCCUCCAAAUGAUCCUGUACAGAAGGUGUGUCUGGCAGUGUCUGAUCUGCAGAAAUCAACACACUACUGGUCCUCCCUUUUGGGGAUGAAGGUGAUAGAGAGACAUGAGGAGAAGACUGUGCUGAUGGGAUUUGCAGACACUCAGUGUAAACUAGAGCUUCACAACAUUAGUGGGACAGUAGAUCAUGGGACAGCCUUCGGGCGGAUAGCGUUCUCUUGUCCACGUGAGCAGUUGGCAGAUCUUGAAGCCCUGAUGACAAAAGAGAACCAGAAAAUCCUUACUCCCUUGGUUAGCCUGGACACCCCUGGGAAGGCAACAGUAGAAGUGGUCAUUUUGGCUGAUCCAGAUGCCCAUGAGAUCUGCUUUGUGGGAGAUGAGGCAUUCAGACAACUCUCCCAGAUGGACCCCAGUGGAAAUGCGUUGCUGGAUAAGGCUAUGGCUGAAGAUAAAAGCGAUGACUGGUUUGCCAAGCACAACAAGCAGAAGGCUUCAGCAUAAGUGCGAAGAACAUAGCUUAGCCAUCAUGGGUCUUCUGGACAUUUCCAACCUUUUGCCCCAUAUAUGGCAUUACCCUUCCAGCGGCACAAUGUCAGUAGAUUUUACUCAACCAGAAGUAUUAUUUUGAGAUGCUUAGAAUGAGACUGAAAGUGUAGCUGUAUUUGAGUCAUACUGUGGCAGACGCUUGAUGAUCAUAAACCACUUAUAUUAACCUUG